AAAAGAUGAAGGGAGAAACCAGGAAGAGGAAUAUUAUGAAUGUAUUUGACAACUUCAACCCAACCUCUUGUAGCCUAAAUGGCUGUAGUAUCAGAAGAAUACCUUUGACAUGAGAGACACACACUUUGUCGAGUAUCUAAAAGCGACGUGAAAAUAUAGAACGAUAAACCCCCUCAGUUUGAAACGAAAAAGGUUAAAGUUCACAGGAAGCUGGGGGGCUGCCAUUUUUCCCUGCUAACAUUUUAGAUGCUAAACAGAGGGAAGGGUGGUCGUCGUGUUUUUUWAUUUAAUUUACCCCGACUAUUGAGCUUUAUACAUUAUUUGUUUCGCCACCCCUAGUCGCUAACCUAAAUUGAUGUUGAAUGAAUUCGGCAUGGAGAGAAUAGCGGAGCAGUCGUGGAAUUCUUCAUACACCUAUCAGGUGAGCAAUCAUAGCGCGGAGAUGCUACACAACCUCAACAUUCAGAGGAAAGAUGGAGGCAGGUUUUGCGAUGUGAUCUUGUGCGUUGGCGAAGAGAGCUUCCCUGCCCACAAGGCGGUACUGGCGGCGUGCAGCGAGUAUUUCGAGUCCGUUUUUGGUUGUCAAACGGAGGGCGACGGGGAGGCAAAAGAACUCGAGAUGCAUACGAUAAGCCCCAAAGUUUUUAAAGACAUUUUGGACUUUGUCUACACCUCUAGGAUUGUGGUACGAUUGGAAUGUUUCCCCGAGUUGAUGACAGCUGCUAAGUUUCUGUUAAUGCGUUCUGUCAUCGAGAUAUGCCAAGAAGUAAUCAAACAGUCCAAUGUACAAAUCCUUGUACCACCCUCUCGAGGAGGCGACGUCAGUUUGUUCCGUGCCACGGGGGGCUCGGAAUUGGGUUUCAAAUUAGCCGUAGACAUGUCAAAUGGGGAUGGCUUGUUGGAAAAUAGCAACAAUGGACACACAGUGGACGGAAGUCAUGCCAAUGACACUGUCGUGUCGGAUAGCAGCCCCCAGUCCACUAUUCCAGUCCUGCAGCCCGUGUCUCCAUCAGAGAAGACGGGCAACCGGUUCCAAGAAGAGGGAUCUCCGGGUUCUAAGAGAGGCAGGGGACGACCAAAGAAAGCGACAGCCAUAGAGCAUAUACAUUAUAACCACAGCACCUCUGACGUUAAAGACAUUGAGCAGCUAUUUCCUUGUGGAAUAUGUGGCAAAGCAUUUACAGAGGCUGUGCGGUUGAGAAAUCACGAAGCYCAGCAUGGAGCGUCCAGCCAUGGCGCGAGUAGCGGAGGCGGCCCUACCUUGAUAACGCACUCUGGUCAGCCCGGUCUGUUGGAGAAUGGCAUGCCCUUGCAUGGAACAGUAGAUAUCAGCCGUAAACGAGAGAGGACGAGACGUCACGUUGGCUGUGACAUUUGUGGAAAGGUGUUCCGGGAUGUCUACCACCUGAACCGACACAAAUUGUCUCAUUCCGGGGAAAAGCCAUAUGCUUGUCAUGUCUGUGGCCUGCGAUUCAAGCGCAAGGAUAGGAUGUCAUACCAUGUGCGAUCACACGAUGGAUCUGUGGGCAAACCUUACGUCUGUCAAAGCUGUGGAAAGGGGUUUUCAAGGCCAGACCAUCUUAAUGGACACAUCAAGCAGGUUCACACAACAGAGAGACCCCAUAAGUGUCAGAUUUGUAAUGCCUCCUUUGCUACGAGAGAUCGUCUGCGGUCUCACCUGGCUUGCCACGAGGACAAGAUCCCGUGCCAGGUAUGUGGGAAGUACCUCCGGGCUGCGUACAUGACCGACCACCUCAAGAAACACAGUGAAGGACCUCACAACUACUGUAGCAUAUGCAACAAAGGUUUCUCCACUGCAUCCUACCUUAAGGUGCACGUAAAAACGCACCAAGGCUCGCCAUUGCUCCCCGCUACCGCCCCAGCACARGGUGCCUUCCCCGAGUCGCAGAACCACGGCGGUGCCCCCUACCACACGGGACGCCAAUGCGCAGUGGAAGGCAAGCAGCCGCCCACCCUGCUCCGCUCCACCUUGCCCCCCCCCCCCAGCAUAUGUCUCUUUAUUGCUUUGUAUUGAUCAUAAUCUGCUCUGCUGCUGCUUGUGGGGAAAACCUGCUGCAUCUGUUUUUAAAGCCUGGCAAAAAGACAAGCAUACACAAACAUACACACAUGCACACAAAGCGUAUAGGCAUUCCUGCCUGUGCCUGCGCAGUGAUGCUGACGCUAAAGGACCCAUCUCCUCUUUGCCUCCAUCAGCUAACAGUAGGGACACUGUCUUCAGAAGCACCAUAUGAACAGCAGGCUGAUAUGGUUGUCCUGGCUGAUAUUGUGUAUAUAAAGAGAUUUUUAGCCCCAUGGCAGCAGACUUCUUUCUAAAUCAGCAUGCAUGUGUAAUUGUCUGCUCUUCUGCUUGGUUUAUAUAGUGAAGAAGGAAAGUGAGAGGAAGUUGAUUAGGGAACUUCACUUUUUGCGUUUUACUAGGCAGAGAUCAUGUGAAUUUAGCUAUCAAUAAGGAUAACUUUUACUCAAUGGGUUAGAAUAUGUAUAGGCCUAUUUCUUGAAAUAAAAAAACAUUUGCAAUUACAGAAUUUGGCAUCUUCUCUAAUGGGGCACUGCUCCCCAGUGGUCAGUUUUGGGAUACUGCAGGUUGUCAGGGACUCAGUCAGCUCAUAAAAACCUACAACAAAGAAGUGCAUGUAUGCCUCCCCAUGUUCCAAAUGGCCUUGUUGCUCUUCAGUCAGGGCUCAGACAUACACAGAGACUGUGUUUAGCCUUAAUAGCCUUAGUGCCAUGCUAUUCUGUCUGUUCAGCAUGGCAAUGUGAACGCUUUCUGAAAACGCUGUUUGUUGCUUGCUGUCAUCUCCAUCAACUUGUGGCCAUUGGCCAAAUGAUGCACUAUAAUGUUGCAUGUCUAUUGAAUCAUACAGUACUGUGCAGUGUUCCUCUAGAAUCAAUGGAGCUUUUUUCAACUAUUAUUGCCAUGGCAACUAGCAGCAGCCUAUGGAUUCGGCUGUACAGUACUUCACUCUGGCAGAGAGCGAGAAGGAGUCAAAGCAGUGUGGAGAGUAGGCUUGGGCGUUAUACCGUAUACCGAGGUAUUUAGGCAUACCAACAGUACUUGGAUUCAUUUUUUUAGUUGGAGGGGGGGCCCCCACCUCGGCCACCCCGCCUCGAGCUCCAGUUAUGCAUUUGGUUUGUUAACUUGCUAGCUAAGUGGCUAGAUGGCAAGAUCAAGCUUCUUGGUUACAGCAGAGACAAUCAAUCCCCUUUUGGAUCAAGAUCCAUGUUCCCCAAAUUGGUUUGUGCGACCCUUAUGUGCCCUUCCGGUAAUGACGUAUACCCUAGUAUGAUACAGAAAUGGUAUAAAUGUAUGAAAAUCUGAAUAUCGCCAAAAACCUAGUGGAGAGAGGUUUAGAUUCUAGGUUAAAACCUUGAACUCAAUUUAGUUUUUUAGCUGUAGAAAUUGACUUCCUAGUGAUUACCUAUCUCAGAUCUAAAAUCGUUGCAAUGUGGUGGAAUUCUAAAUCUAUUGGUGGCAUACCAGAAUUCUAAAUCUAUUGGUGGCAUACCAGAAUUCUAAAUCUAUUGGUGGCAUGCCAGAAUUCUAAAUCUAUUGGUGGCAUGCCAGAAUUCUAAAUCUAUUGGCAAACUGCUUUUAUUUAGAAUAAAUCAAGUUGGCUGGCUUGGCAGGUAAUACAGGAAAAAGUUUCAUUCACUGUUUACAGUUUUGUCUAUUGUAAUCACUGGACAAAGUAAAGCUACUAAAUUAGACUUAGUAAGGUCUGGGUAAUAUCCUGACUACAUUGACGUAUGUAUGGUUUCCGCUGGCCUUGUCUGUUGUUUCUGCUGCCCCCUCUCUACUCUCUGUCUGUCUUUGGUGUAGACCUGUGCACCAGUCGACGGCUGCUGGUCACCUUCCCAGAGGCAGAUGGUCACUGCUUUCUCCCCCAGGCCGGCCCUCCCUCCCUGGGUCUGCAGCCUGAGCUGCUCCUGGGGAAACCAGGGCCUGGGGGGGCUCCAUAUUUCUGGGAGUGCCACUCUGCCGGGCCGCCUGGGUUUCACCCCCUCCACGGGCCUCUGCCAGGUCAGUAUGGGCCAGCAGUAGGGUUGGGGCUUAGGGCGCUAACAAGGCCUGCUGAUUAGACGAGUAACAAGAGUUCCACUGUAAAGAGUUGGUUAGACGAGAAGAUAACAACCUCUAGGGGAUGCAUGUGCAUAAAGAGUCAAGGAAAUUUGGUUGACGGGAUGCAUGAGCAAAAGGUUUCCUGGAAAUAAGCCGCUUAGUUUAUGUCGACACGUUUGUAGUUCUGAUGUGGUUUUGGUAUCAUGAUUAAAACAUGACACCGGUUGUUUUUAUUUUUUUAUUAUGAUUUUUUUGUAAAAAUUUGGAUGAUACAAUAGCCUUUUUCAUAUCAGAUAUUAUGGGCCGAUAUUGUACAUUGUUCAAUCUGAGCUAAAAUAAUCUGCCGCAUAGUGCUACCAAUAAACACUUAUGUCCAGGUUUAACAUUUUUAAGUAUAAAGAAAUUAUGACAAAGUGGUCCUGUGGAAUUGUCUUUUUUGCCCCAAACUCACGAGGAAGAAAGACCUUGCUUUCAAUGAAGUGUAUUAUCUAUUGGGUAAAUGAAUGAAGCUUCAGAAUGUCUGCGUAUUAUAUAAUUUGAACAAAUGUGCCCUCUGUUCCUAUAAUAUAAAUGAACACAAAGUAUUUUAAGAAUUGCAGAACAAUUCUACUUAACAGCACUAUACUCCUCUUUUUUGUUCUUAACCAAUGGGUUUCAUGGGAGCAGGUGCUUAGUACACACAGCAGUAAACUGUCCUCUGUUCAUGUUGCAGGUGGUGGCGGCGGCUAACCGGAGAGCAGUGCUGCCUGCUGGUCUAAAUAGACACAUUUUGUGUUGCGUGUGCAUGGCCUAAUUUGAGGUUUUCUUUCCCCUUAAAAUUCCCCUGCUUUCUGACUCUCCCUGUGUCCUUUCCCUUUACCCAACCCCCAACUUAUCAACUCUCCCUCUCCUCCCUCCUGUCCUCCACCCCUCCAUAUCCUCCCCCACCCCCUCUGUAUUUACCUCAGACGGGCAGGAGAAUGCUGGAAAAUGCCCCCAUCAAAGAGAAUCUGAGGGAGACGAGCCGUUGUUCGGGGAUCUGUCCAACGGCGACGAAAUUAAGUCUCCGCACAAGUCUGAGGAAGAGGAGCUUGGGACGCCGUUCGACUGCAACGGAGCCUCUACCGAUACCGGGGCCGUGGGAGGGUCGCCACCAGGUGACGUUAAAGCCAAGACCAGCCAGGACUCUCCAGUGAAGAAGUUCCCUUGCAGCGAGUGCACCCAGACCUUCCGCACCAAGUCUUACCUCAAUAAGCACGUCAACAGAGUGCACCAUCAUGGGGUCCAGAAGAGUC
Salvelinus sp. IW2-2015 is the source of this 5355-nucleotide messenger RNA. Lineage: Eukaryota; Metazoa; Chordata; Actinopteri; Salmoniformes; Salmonidae. The record is from RefSeq and is a predicted model, not a curated record.